CAGUUUUUGUUAUGAAAUUUUAGUUUGAGAAUAAACUUGAGGUUGAAAACCUAAGUUUUCUUGGAUCCAUCUUUAAUUUUACGGAGUUCUUAGUUUCUGUUUGUUCUACCCCUACCUUCCCUGCAUCAGCUAUGCAAGCUUUACAGCGACAGGAACCCAUGGGAGCCCGUAUUGAGAUGCCAGAAGGUGACCAUAACCCUGCAGACAAACCGGAAAGUAGUCUGGAGGAUGAGUCUGUGGAUGGAAGGGAUGAUAACCCUUUUCAUGAAGCUGGAACCGCAAAUCAAGCGGUAAGAGGUGGAUUGGAAGAACGGUUGAUACAUGCCCUUGAUUUGAUUGAAGAGGAAGGUGGUGACACGAUAGAACCAGUUUAUGAUGUUUAUUGUGAUGAAACUGAAGAAGUGGACAUUCUAUCAAUUCAGGAAGAAUCUUUAAUGAUUCAAGGAAUUAUGGCAAUAACUAAAAAGAGGGACAAGAUUAGAGGAGUCAUUCUUUAAGGGAAGAUGAUCAAGAAAAAAAAUCUCUAGCUGACAGGAAGAUAAUUGGUUACGCAUCUGCUGAGAAAUUUGAAGCUAAAAGUCAAGAGGCAGGAGUUAUAUAUGCUGUUCUAUAUAAGCUGUUGGGAGAAGAACAAAAAGGAGAAAAUUCUAUGAAACUUGCAACCUAAUGAAAAUCUGCAGCUAUU
Molecule: messenger RNA, 685 nt
Organism: Rubroshorea leprosula
Lineage: Eukaryota; Viridiplantae; Streptophyta; Magnoliopsida; Malvales; Dipterocarpaceae
Source: the annotation of a GenBank genome assembly